GAAGAGAGAGGACCGAAUGUCAGAUUUUUUAUUGUUUUAUAUAUAUUUUGACAUAUAUUGACACACUCGCUAUCAUGAACGUAGACGAUAUCAUCUAUUUGUCUUCACUCCUGGCCUCCAUCGCCUUUGGACAGUUGUAUAGACAGAUAAAAGGCCUGGAAGCUAGAAAAUGGCUAGGCACCGUCGUGGGCUUGGUCCUUAUCGCGAUCGUCUCGGGGAUCCAUAUUCUCCAUCCUCUUUUCCUGACGGGGACGAAUAUCCUGAUUCUCUUUUAUACCAAGAGGAGCGUGUGCCAUUUUGUGAGCUUCGGCUGGAGUUUCAUGUACCUCCUGUUUUUCCGUGUGUGUCACUACCUGGGUCUAGAGAUGCCACCUGCACACACUAAUGCUGUUCAGAUGAUGAUCACACUCAAGCUUGUUGGCAUUUGCUUUGAGGUUCAUGACACUUGGAAGAAACGUGGACAGUUGAAGAAAUCUGAGAGUGAUGAAGAGAAAAAGAACCUUGCAAUCCAACUUAAAUAUGAGGAGGUUGACCCAUCACCUAUGGAUGUCUUCCAUUAUGCAUUUAACUAUGUUGGUGUUUUGACAGGUCCAUACUACAAGUAUCGGGUAUAUUCAGAUAUGCUGAAGGGAACAGCAAUUGAUGGUGGUGUUGACUGUUUUAAGUCCAUGCUGCAGAGAAUAUGGGUCGUUCCGUUGUAUGCUGUGGCUUUCCUUUUGACUUCACACUACUUCCCCCUCUCGUUUGCUGAGGGGAAAGAGAUCUUCCGGGACUACAGUUUUAUGUACCGUGUGUGGUACAUGACACCUGUCUUCUUCAGCUUCCGAAUGCGCAUCUAUUCAGGCUUUGUGCUCUCGGAGUGUGUUUGCAUCAUGGCAGGCCUCGGGGCGUAUCCCGUUGCCUCAGAACCAAAGCCAGGUCGAGGGCCCAGCAAGUAUGAGGCACUCGAAUCCAGUGAUGAGAAGGAGGCAGGUCCAAAGGAGUAUAACUUUGAAACCGUUCACAACAUAGAUGAGUUUGGAGCAGAUUUCACCCCAACUGUAAGGGCAGGAAUGCGGUGCUGGAACAUGACUGUUCAGUACUGGCUAGCUACCAAUGUUUACAAGCGAGUCACGAUGGCACGACCGAUCAAAGAGGCCUUGACCAUGUUUACAUCAGCAUAUUGGCAUGGAGUCCACUCAGGCUACUAUCUGUCUAUGCUGACUGUGCCAUUCAUCCUAGCAGUGGAAGACUACUUUGAUAAGCUUGUUAGAAGGAGACUUGGAGAAACGGGUCAGUAUAUGUAUGACUGGUUUGCUUGGUUUGUGAAGAUGCAGAACUUUGCCUACAUGGGCAUGGCAUUCCUCCUCCUGCGUGUGGACACCACCCUCCACUACUGGCACUCCAUUGGCUAUAUCUAUCACGGUCUCCUGGUUUUCAUGCACGGGAUUGCACAGUACGUCAACCUCAUUUUUAGCAAGGCCCAGCACAAACUCAAGAAAAGUGCAGCAACUGCCCAUAUUGAUGAUUACACCAAAGUUCGCUUUCUGAAGACCAAAGAUGAAGGGAAACCAAGCAAAGAAUCUGACAAUCACAACUCUGUUACAGCUUCAACAAAGUCAAAUGGAGAUGUUGUAGAGGAGAAGAAGACCCAGUAGGAUGGUGAGCCAGAAUUACAGGUAUAUUUGUCUGGUACUUGCAGGCUGCAGAGUGAUCAGUGUAAUGGGUUUGCAGUUGCACGUUCUUAUAAUUCUUCCUUUGUUUGUGAUUUUUCUCUCUCAUUUCUUUUUUUAGAAAGCUUUAUUUUAUCCUUUGAUUUCAGAAUAUUUAUUAUUGUUCUACCCUUAUUACUUGUA
Molecule: messenger RNA, 1835 nt
Organism: Penaeus indicus
Lineage: Eukaryota; Metazoa; Arthropoda; Malacostraca; Decapoda; Penaeidae
Gene: frj
Product: lysophospholipid acyltransferase 7-like
Exons: 9
Coding region: 75-1637 (520 amino acids)
Biological process (GO): lipid modification; phosphatidylinositol biosynthetic process
Cellular component (GO): mitochondria-associated endoplasmic reticulum membrane contact site; membrane
Molecular function (GO): lysophospholipid acyltransferase activity
Source: RefSeq, a predicted model, not a curated record